AUUUUCCUAUUCUUGGCUAUGUCUUGAUUCGAAAAAACGAUCGGUUCAAAUGCACCAAUUUUGGAGCUCAACUAGGAUCAUAGGUGGACACUUCAACCUCCAUCAACGAUCAACUGUUUCAUCCCCACCGACUGAUAUAUAAACACUUCCAUCCCCCCUUCCUCUUCCUUAACCAGAACAUUAAUUUCUCCUAAACAUAAUCAAUGUCGUACUUUCCAAAAGGCCACAGUGCCAACGACGACGACAAUGAUUUCGACGAAUACGAUUCCACCCCAUACGGCGGCGGAUACGAUAUUUGUCUCACCUACGGCCGUCCUCUUCCACCAUCCGCAGCCACAUGCUACCCCAACACCUCUUCCACAACCAACGAUUUCGAUGACAACCGCCGCCAUAACACCUCCUCCUACGGCGGGGCAUCCUCUGCCUACGGCGACGAAGCAUUGGAGAACGAAUACAAGAGCUACAGCCGCCCCAAGCCCCGCCCCAAACCGUCUUACGAUAGUGGGUAUGGUGGACAAACCGAUUCAGCGGCCGGUUAUGGGCGAAAAAACAAUAAUCAGAAUGUGAAUUCGGAAUAUGGGUCAGGAAACAGACGGAAGAAUGAGAAUGAUGGGUCAAAUUAUGGACAAGAUCAGAAUGAGGGUUCGAAUUACGGAAGGAAGAAUGAUAGGUAUGGGAAUUCUGAAUCAUCUGAAUAUGGGUCUAAUGAAUAUGGAACUGGGUCUCGACGUAAGAAUGAGAAUGAGGGUUCGAAUUAUGGGUCUGGGUAUGGAGGAAACAAUGAUGAUAACGAGGGUUCGAAUUAUGGGUCUAGGCAUGGACGAAAGAAUGAGGACGAGGGUGGUUCGAAUUAUGGAUCUAGAUAUGGGCAAAAGAAUGAGGGUUCGAAUUAUGGAAGGAGAAAUGAGACGCACGAAAUGGAUGAGUCGAUAUCUGUGCAUGGGGGGCGUCAGGGCGGCGGCGGCGGCGGCGGCGGUGAUUAUGGAUCUGGGUAUGGGGAGGAGAGGCAGAGAUACAAGCAAUCGGAGAAUGAUGAUGAUGAUCGGAGGACUGGUUAUAGGCGGUCUGAGGAAGAAGAAGAAGGUUCUCGAAGACCUAAUAGGUAUAAUAAAAAUGAUAAUGAAGACGAUGAUGAUGAGAGGAGGAACCAACAUCAGCGUCGCAAUCAACACAUGCAAUCUGAUUACUAA
Molecule: messenger RNA, 1190 nt
Organism: Impatiens glandulifera
Lineage: Eukaryota; Viridiplantae; Streptophyta; Magnoliopsida; Ericales; Balsaminaceae
Exons: 1
Coding region: 204-1190 (328 amino acids)
Molecular function (GO): phosphatidic acid binding
Source: RefSeq, a predicted model, not a curated record